AUGGCUGCAAUUGGAUCAAUCAAACACUUGGCUCGUAUGAUCGUACUUCUUUCUGUUGGCGGUACAAUUGUGUUAUUGGGAUAUUAUUCUGGAUUCCAACGGACCCUCAAAGCAGUGCCUAAGCACUCCGAUUUAACACUAGAUUACGAAAAAUAUAUAUUUGAAACAUUUCCUCAAGAAAGCGUAGAAAAUGUCGCAAAUUUUAGCCGACAUAGAGCAAAAUACAUUGUAUACGAGUGUUCCAAGGCCAGGGGAAUGCAUUGCAGUGGCUGGUCUGAUAGAAUAGCAGGGAUAAUGACUACUUAUAUCAUAUCUAUACUUACAAAACGGCAUUUUCUCAUUCACUUCGACACGCCGUGUUUUCUAACUGAUUAUAUCAUGCCAGCACACUUUGACUGGAGGUACAAUUCUUCUAUACUACAACAUAGAACUAGUUCUUUCCACUACUACAAGAAUUUGAACCAUAAAAAGAUAGCUAAAUAUAUGUUCCAAGGAGACGAUUUCGACACGUAUUUCAAACACGAUGUGAUAUUUAUCUUAAUGAACUGGGAUUUUAUAGCGGACUUCAGAAAAAGACCAAACAUAGGACAUGAUAUUCCAUGGAUUACACAGUAUCACCAAACUGAUAUUUACAAACAUCUGUAUAAUUAUCUCUUUAAACUUGCACCCGUGCCUGAUCGUGCAUUAAACCAUUUUAUCCGAACACAACGAAAGCGAAAGAAGAUAGCAUGUGCACAUAUCCGUCAUGGGCGAAAUCCUAACAUGCCGAAUGACUCAAUACGAAGUCAGCUGCCACUGCAGGUUUUGUGGAAUUUAUUUGACACUUUGGACAAAAAUGAGUAUGACUUAUUUGUAGCAUCUGAUACAAACAAUGUGAAGAUAUUUGCUAAAGAGCGAUACCCUGAAAACAUGAUAGACACACCUGGAGAAAUAACGCAUAUCGACCAGUCAGGUAUAAAUGACCAACGUGAAGGGUUUUUGAAGCAAAUAUUGGAUUUCCAUAUUUUGUCAAGAUGUGAUGUUCUCAUAAUUUCCGGAAAUGGUGGAUUUGGAAAGUUAGCCGCAUUCGUUCGGAACAUAGAUUAUGGACUUUACUGUUGGAAAGGAGAAAGCAUGAUACCUUGUUCUAGAUAUACGGUGACCGAUAUAUUUCCGUCUGGGAAAUUCGGUAAAAAGCCAAAGACCUUGAGGCAGUAG
This is a messenger RNA of Ylistrum balloti, 1197 nucleotides long. RefSeq lists its product as uncharacterized. The transcript is spliced from 2 exons. Lineage: Eukaryota; Metazoa; Mollusca; Bivalvia; Pectinida; Pectinidae. Bases 1 to 1197 code for a protein of 398 amino acids. The record is from RefSeq and is a predicted model, not a curated record.